CCGCCGCUCCUCCCGCCGCGCCGCCCCCGCCCCGCCGGGCGAUGAGGAGCUGCUUCUGCCUGCGCCGAGGGAGCCGCGAGCCGCCGCCCGCCGCGCGGGGAACAGAUCAGUCCACAAUGCCUGAAGUGCGAGAUCUCUCCGAUGCCUUGCCUGAUGUGCCAAUGGAUCCCAUCACAGGGGUUGGCGUGGUUGCGUCCCGGAGCCGCGCACCGACAGGCUAUGAUGUAGUUGCACAAACAGCAGAUGGCCUGGAUGCUGACCUCUGGAAGGAUGGCCUAUUUAAAUCCAAGGUCACACGAUACCUGUGCUUCACAAGAUCAUUUUCAAAAGAAAAUAGUCACUUAGGAAACGUCUUGGUUGACAUGAAGCUCAUUGACAUCAAGGACACUUUACCUGUGGGCUUCAUCCCCAUUCAAGAGACUGUUGACACACAAGAAAUAGCUUUCAGAAAGAAGAGGCUGUGCAUUAAAUUUAUCCCUCGAGAUUCUACAGAGGCAGCCAUCUGUGAUAUCCGAAUCCUGGGAAGAUCUAAGCAAGCCCCUCCUCAGUACACGUUCAUAGGGGAGUUGAACAACAUGGGCAUUUGGUAUCGGAUGGGCAGAGUUCCCCGCAACCAUGAAUCUUCACAGCCUGCUGCUCCUUCCCAAGCACCAUCUCCAACACCAGCUCCCAACCUGCCAAGGCAUAUCUCACUGACGCUUCCUGCUAGCUUUCGAGGCAAAAGUCACAGCAGCCGCCUGGACUUGGAGCACCAGCACUCAAACCUGUAUGCCAUAUCAGAAGACGCAGGCAGAACAAAUAAAAACAGUCUCGUCGCUGCAGAUUCCCUGACGCUGGAGGAUCUCUCAGGGCCGACUGCAGGCAGCGCUGGGAGGUGUGUCCCCAUCAUCCGGGGAUGGAUCUCAGUGGCGUCAUUUCGUAAUCCCUGAGGUGGGCCAUCCCUGUGUCAGAGCCAUCCCAGCACCACCCCUGGUGCCCUGCAGGCCGUGGCGGAGGGCUGAGGUGCAGACCCAGCCUGGGCCAUCCUGUCCUGCUGCUGCUCCUCGCAAACAGAGCAGCCGCUGAUGAAGACGCAGCCUUGUGGUGAACGGAAUUAAAAUCUGCUGUUAAGUUAGGAAAGUGGGGAUACAGCAAACGGACUUUUGGAAAGAGUGCUUAUUUCUAACUCUGUAGAAGGAAGACGAGUAAUUAACUCAGCCAUUAGAAAUCCCAGGAUUUCUCUCAUCUCCUGCGGAACAAGAAAAUUGUCUGCGUAUACUUUUAUAUGUGUACAAAUAAUAUAUAGGAAAGCAAGUAAUGGCAUAAAUCAGGAAUGAUUAGAAAAUAUUUGUUCUAAUGAAGUAAUAAUUUGGUAGUAAUGCUUUUCAUCAGCAUAGCUUAAGGCUACAUUAAGUGGACAGACUUUAUAUGGAUUCUCUAAUUUUAAUCUCCAAAAUGCUAUCUAAUGUCUCAUUAAGACUCGCAUAUAAUGUAUCUUAAGUACAGUCAUUAAAUAUAGUUUAGGGAGAUUUAUGUUCAGAUAUUGCUUAAAGAUGUUUUAAUAGGCCCAUUUACUCUGAUGAUAUUAAUGAGCUCUUAACACAUAUUAAGCUUCUAAAACUGGGAGCAUUCCUCUCGCAGUGACAAAACAGCGUGCACUGGGGCCCGGUGGCACAGCCGCGUUGCGGGGCUGCAGUCGCCCCAGGGCUGUGCUGCUGUGGGCGGUGGGGCUGGGAGGUGCCACGGGUCUGUGUGUGUACUGCAGUAAAUAACGAGGGCUUUUAAGGACUGAGCCAGGCACGGCCGUGAUUCAUACAGCCCGCAGUUUUGAUCGUUUCAAGUCGGUGCAGGAAUUGUAAUUACGUUUAAUACAAACUGCUUGUUCCCAUAUUGUCACUUUAGUUCCAACUCCACAAGUUAUUGCAAACAAAAUUCUCCGGUUUCAUCACUCGGCUCUUCUUAAAGAAUCCUUCUGAGUUCAGAGACUCUUCUAAUUACUAAAUUGGUUUGUUAGGAGGAGAUAAUAGCAAAUUUCUUCUUUUCGUAAUUGGACACUUCUUCCCUGUAGGCUAAUGUAUGCUCAGCACUCGCAUGCACAAUAAGCCGUGCUUUUGAGAAGCCAUAACUAGCUAAUAAGUGCCGCGGUGUCAUCAGAGAGUAAUGGUUUGCUGAUUAGCAUAAUUAAUGACAAAUGGUGGUGUGGAGCUGGCGGAUUGGUUUAGCAGAUGAUGAAUGUGUUGCAGCCGCCACUGAAUCCUGCCAAAGUCCCCUGGCUGCCAGCCGCCCGCUGCCGGCGGGCAGAGCCCUAUGGCUGGGGCUGGCACAGGGCAUGGGCACAGCUCUGAGCACGGCUGCCCCACUGCAGCAGUGCUGAGCACACAGGGGCAGCUGAGGCACUGCAGUGAGCUGUGUCAGGCACCCUGUGGAGGGCGGGAGGGAGCUGCCCAGGUCUGUCUGUGCUACGAGAUGGGUGCGUUUUUCUGUGACUUGAUUAAUCAGCGCUGAUUUGCAUUCGCACAUGAGACUGAUAAAAAUGGAGUUACCUUUUCACCUUUAAAGGGGAGGAGGGAUUAUUUCUAGGUUGUGUCUUUUUUAAGUGAUAAGCAACUCUUUUACCAGUAAGGAUGAAAAUACUUAAUUUGCAUUAGCAAAAGAAGCUAAUUAUUAUAUAGUUAAUUAGCAUCUGGAAAUGAGGAUUAUCUUAAUUACAAAGCACAAUUUCCUUAAUAGCUACAAAACUGUAAGUUUGAUCUGUGUGGAGAUUGGUGACUAUUAUUAUGUAAUUAGUGAUCAUAUUAAUGGUGCAGUGUAUUUAGAUAUAAUUUGCAUAUGCAAAUGAAAUUUACCCGAUAGAAAUAUGUGGCUCGGCUAAUGGCUCCAAGCACUCAAAAACUGAAUUACAUCAGGAGGUGAGGUCCCGGCCAGCUGCAUGGCACCACUGUGCCCCCAGCCCCAGCUCAGCCGCACUGCAGCUGCCGACAGCUGGGCACCGCCUCGUGCAGCACCGCUCUGCGCCUCCCUGCAGCGCCCUGCUGCACGCAGUGCUGGGUGCAGGACUGGUGCCUCCUGCAGUAGCAGCCCCUCCCCUCUGUUUUUACAAAAAGCCAUACAUAUGUCAGCUAAGGGGAAUCAAAGCUUGCAGGGCCAGAGCCCCUAACAAAAGGUAUUGUGUUCCUUUACUGUGCCCUGGCCCCAACCUGCAGUACUGCAAAUGGCUGAGGUGCCAAGAACAUGAGUGCUGGAGGAAGCAGUCUGCCCCAGGCAGGAUGUUUCUCUCAUCAAGGGGGGAAAUUUACAGCCACAGCCAGGGAACACUGCAGCCAUUGUGGGUGCCUCCUCUGAUGCUUUUUGCAACUGUUGACCCCAACCUGAGUUGUGCACGCUGGCACGGCUGUCAGCCUGCUGCGGCCCCACAGGCUCUGCUGCCUUCAGUGAGAGCUGGAGGUGAUGGAGCAGUGUCUGUGUUUUCUUCAGAGCACGGCCCCGCUGUGCUGCUCAGAGCUGUGUGAGCGCCCCACGCUGUAUCAGCUCUGCUCUAAUUAAUUAAGGGCUGUUGCUUGGGAGCAGCACAUGCUUAGGUGUAAGCUUUGAAGUUCAGUAUGUUGCAGAGACUUCAAAGGAGACAUUUUAUUAAAAAAUAAUAAAAUCAAGAGCUCCCAAACACUCGCGAUCCGAAGAGCUUGUUUGAAGUUGCUCCAUGCUGGCGGUGUGGGGCAGCCGCAGCACCCAGGUACCAUUCGCUAUUACUGUGCAGUGCUUAACCUUCGUGUUAUUUAAAGAGAGAAAAUAAUCAAAGCCAGGAGUAUUGCUCAAGUGUUUUCAGGGCUUGAUCUAGCAGUACAGAACUAAUUGUGUUGUGUCGUGAGUUAUGCAGGAAAUAGAGAAAAUCAAGGCUGACAAUCAAAUUAGCAAAAAUGUAAAUUUAUUCCAGGUCUGUUUUUGAAUCAAUGUCAUUCAGGAUGAACAGAAAAGCCGGGGCUGUUUCCAUUGCCAGGACUCCUCUCCGUGGUGAGCCUGACCCUCCUCGGGAGCUCCGGGCAGCUCCAGGCUGCACUGUGGCCUGAGGUGCCUCGUGCUGGAGCCAUUCCCCUGGGCCACAAACCAAGCUGGAGACGCUCCUGGAGGAGGGUGGUGAGCUGCUCGGUGCUGUUGUUUCUCCCCUGAGGUUUGGCUGUCACAGUGCUCUGGAGAUGAGUAGCGGCGCUGCUCCAUCUGGCGCGUGGCGCGCAUGCUGUACUGUUCAGGCUGCUCUUUACUUGGCUGCGUACAGAAGAGCAGAAGUAGGAGGCUUAGCUGUACAUCGUGGAGGGAGCAGCUCGUUCUGGAAGGCUCGCGCCCUCCUUCUGUCGCCUUGCAGGCUGCUUUUCUCCGCACUUGUGAACAACUUUCCUUGGGGCUGAGACCACAGCGUUCCUCAGCUUUCAGCAUCCUGCACAGUUCUGCACAUGGGUGCAGGCUCCGAGCUGUGCUGUAGUGGCAGUGCAUUCAGGGCCGUGUGUUUUCCUGUGGGUUGUGGGAACGGUUAUUAAUGUUUAAUUUUCAGUGCAAUGCAGGAAAGUAUUGUUAUUCAGUUAUUUUAAUAUUUUUAAGAUCAGCAAGUGAAAAUUCAAGUGUAAAAGACCAUGCAGAAACAGCAGUGAAGAGCAUGGAGAGGAUGCGAGGAGGGGUCGGAGGCUGUGCCGUGUCCCCAUGGCUGGGCUGUGAGGAACCGGCGCUGCCGCAGUGUGCACACCCAGCAGCACGGCAGCUAUUUGUCUGCACCCAGGAGCUAAAUAUGACAAUGUUAGCAUUUUUCAUUUCCCUGACGUUACCAUUAAUAAAGCAAUGAUCCAAAAGAAGCUUUGCUGAGUCUGUUCUUUAUGCUUCCAUCACUCACGACUAGAUAAUUUCACACAGGAUCGUUUUUAAAUUAAAUGACGAUAAAAGCGCUCCGCUGUCCUGUGUUCACUAGUUCAUAGAAGUCUAUCAAGUCAUUAAUGUGUCAUGACAAACUGCUAGUUGGAUUCAAGAGUAAUUAAUUAUUUGCAUAAAUAACAGGUUGGACUUGGUGCCUUGCACGGGGCGUUGGGCGCUGGGACGGCUGCGGGUGGACGGAGCUCCGCCGCUCGUUGUGCUCCACGGCCUUCGGCAGCGGCUGCUUCAAGAAGCCAUCUGAUCAUUGGAGAUUUCAGUGAACAAUGAUACAGAUUUUCAUAAUCACCAUUAAUCACCACAUAUUUUUCAAGAUAAUUAUAGCAAUUAUUAUUUAGAUUCCUCUUUUAUGUGCGCAUUGUAGAAAAGAACAAGUGCUUAUUACGCCGGGUAGUGUAGAGAACUACAGUCUGAAGUUCUUUGUCAUCCAGAAACUCAUUAUGUUAACUGAUGCUGUCUGUGAAAGUUCGUCAGCAUGUUUAAAUGAGGGUAGCAUUGGCAGGUCUGAUUAUUUAAAUCUGGUAGCUUUGCUAAAAAUAUAGUUAUUCUAGAAAGAUGAAUUACUAAUUUGACAACUGCGAUUUAGUUGGAGUCUGCAGCACAGAAGGCAGCAUCUAUCGUGUGCUCGGAGUGGGUGACGGUGCUCCUCGUGGUAUAGGGAGAGUUUCUAAGUCAGCUAACAGCUCGUGUCUGCAGCCAGGAGGGGCUGUGGGUGCGUGGCCCCGCGGUGGGCUGGUGGACUUCUCUGGAGUUCGGGCUCAGCACUUCUGGCCGUGGGCCCUUUGGGCACUCUUCUGAUUCCAGCAGACGAGCUAAUUGGUUGUGACCUUCAGGGAGUAGCUGUUCCUCAGAGACAGUAAACGGCGCUGACAUUCUUCUUUCUGAGAUCCCUGUCUGUUUUUUUCUGGUUUUGAGAGUGGUGCAGGCAGCUCCCUGAUCUGUUGCAGAUGUAAUUCCAUGGAGGGGAGAAGCAUCCAGGCGCGGUGCCGCGGUUCUCGGCUGCCUGCCCCAGCAUAGCAGUGCAUGGCCGGGCGCUGCCCAGCUGUGGGCACUCUGCAGCACCAGCCAUCACUGCCCGCUGCAGCACGGCAUGUGUAGGUGCCGUGAGUCCUGCCUGGCUGCGCAGAGCUGCUGGGCGAGCUGCUUGCCUUCUGCUUUUUCCUUGUAGUGUGAUGGGUCUGCCAUGCCUGCUCCUGUGCAACUCCCUGCGCUUUGGGACUGCGGCAUUAAUAACACGCUUCCAUGCAUCAUGCCAUUUUUAAGCAUGAUCGUUAGGAUAAAGGGCAUAUACUUAAUUACAGGCCUGCUUAAUUACAGCUCUGUUGAAGCUCGUUUGUUUGGGAGAGUGCUAAUUGUGCUGCUGGGCCCUUGGCACGCCUUGCAUUCAGCUGCUCCUGGCAGGGCGGGCGCAGGGCAGCGCGGCUCAUCCUGCAGAUCGCCGCACAAACGCCGGCGUGAGCGAUCAAAGCAGCUUCUGUUGGGGGAAUGGAUGCAGAUGGUCUUUCAGGUUCAGAACUUUCCAGGGUUUUGUGACGCUGCUUUUCAUCUGUUUCCUUUUGUUUCAUGAAACACUGUGGCUGCCACAUAACACCUUUGAUAAUGAAAUGAUCUCAGUGGAGUGGGUUUUUUUUGUUUUCAUUUGGUUUGGUUCUUUAAGUCAAAAAUAGACAGAGUGUGAGAUGCUAAGUAUUCUUAAAUGACUCAUUAAAUCACUAACGUAAUAACUCGCUGGUGCUGAUGGCAGUUAGGAAACAGCAAGUGGGGAGAUGCGGGCUUCAGGGGUGCAGAUGCUUUGUGAAAGAAAACCCUAUUUGAGGAUUACUGGAGGGCGUUUCAGGGGUUAAACUUGGUCUGGCUGAAGUUUUUAUUUCCUUAAGAGCUGAAACUUAAAGGUGUAACUGACACAAAGCGUGUGUGCCUGGGGCUGCACUCUGCCUUAGAAAUGUGCCCUUUUCAGUCUUGUGUGGAAAUUGCUGAGAUGCAUGCUUCAGAAGUAAGUGGCUCACUUGUACUGACACAUCUUGUGGGAGGAUUUCUGUGAAGUUUCCAAGGUGGCGAUAACAAGACAGGAACACUGAGCGUCAUUGCGUUAUCAGAGAAGAACAUACAAGACACUAAAAUAGAAGAAAUCCUCUUAAUAUCAUUAAGGUGGUGCUGCAGAGGGUGCCUGGCACAGUGACGUGUCCGCGUGCCUGUCCUCUACUUCACUGAUUUCUGUCCCCCAGAAGCCAUUUGCGUUUUGUUUCAGCUCUGUUUCUUGCUGCUGAAUCUCGAGCGAUGACAGCUGGGCAAGGGAAGGGGCUGGCAGUAGUUCUGCCCAGGUAGCAGUAUUUACAGCUUUGCAUUUGAAAGGUGAAAGUUACCUGAACGAGGUAUUUUCCUUUUCCUCUUGCUAGGACAUCAAGUUAGCUCAGAUGGAUCGCUGUGGUAGUGGUAAAAAAAAAUCUGUCCUUUUAGAGUGUUUGUUCUGCGUUGCAAACACCAUCCUGUUUUGGCAUCUGGCCCAAGUUGGAACCAAACUUAAAAGUGAGACCAUGAAAUUACGUGUGGGUAGAGCAGGGAGGGUUCAUCGAGCUCCUGACUUUGUACGGACUAACCCAGCUGUGUCUUGAAUGGAGAGAAACCGCUGGGAGAUUGGAGGGAGAAAUGAUUGGCAGUAACUUCCAUGCAGCAUCAGUCAGGUGUCAUUGCCAUGUACACUUGGUAUGUUUUUGUGAGUGUGAAGUCGCACACCAGAAGUGAGCUGGAAAAGUAACAUCUCUGCUUGUUUUGUCCC
This is a messenger RNA of Phasianus colchicus (ring-necked pheasant), 7666 nucleotides long. RefSeq names its product multivesicular body subunit 12B (gene MVB12B). The record is from RefSeq and is a predicted model, not a curated record. Gene Ontology annotation, cellular component: late endosome; ESCRT I complex. NCBI's taxonomy places the organism in Eukaryota, Metazoa, Chordata, Aves, Galliformes, Phasianidae. Gene Ontology annotation, biological process: regulation of epidermal growth factor receptor signaling pathway; virus maturation; viral budding.